CCUUCUCUGACAUCGCUUGUUCAUAUUACCAACACUUUUCACGACAUGGCCGCAUCUGCCAACAGUGCCCCCAUGGACAUCGACGAAGCUACGAUCGAUGAGGGUCUGUACUCUCGUCAACUGUAUGUUCUGGGACAUGAAGCCAUGAAGCGCAUGGCCGCAUCUAAUGUACUAAUUGUGGGUAUGGAGGGUUUGGGUGUCGAAAUCGCCAAGAAUAUUGUACUCGCUGGCGUUAAGUCUGUGACCAUUUACGAUCCCGAGCCUGUCCGUAUCCAGGAUCUCAGCACCCAAUUCUUCCUACGGGAGAAUGAUAUUGGAAAACCUCGCGCGCAGGCGGCUGUCGGUCGUCUUGCGGAGCUAAACGCCUAUGUUCCUGUCCGAAAUCUUGGUGGAGUAACAGGGCAGCCUAUUACUGUCGACCUUGUCAAAGGGUUUCAGGUUGUGGUCUUGGUGAACAUGCCGCUGGAGCUCCAACUGGAAAUAAACGACUGGACACAUCAAAAUGGUGUACAUUUCAUCGCCGCAGAAAACCGUGGUCUCUUCGGAUCAGCAUUCAACGACUUUGGACCUAAGUUUACCUGUGUCGAUCCAACGGGGGAACAGCCAUUGACGGGCAUGAUCGUUUCCGUUGAUAAUGAUAAGGAGGGGCUCGUCACCUGCUUGGAUGAGACUCGGCACGGUUUAGAGGACGGGGACUUCGUUACUUUCGCCGAAGUGAAGGGCAUGGAACAGUUGAAUGGGUGUGAGCCUCGAAAGAUCACUGUCAAGGGCCCAUAUACCUUUUCAAUCGGGGACACCACGGGUUUAAGCGAAUACAAGUCGGGAGGCAUUUUUACUCAAGUGAAGAUGCCGAAGAUCUUUGAAUUUAAAUCUCUUCGGGAGUCAUUGAAAACUCCGGAGUUCUUCGUUACAGAUUUUGCAAAGUUUGACCGUCCUGCGACUUUGCAUGCUGGAUUCCAGGCUGUCUGGCAGUUCAAGUCUCAUAAUCAGCGAUUCCCCCGCCCAAGAAACAACGAGGACGCUGCUGUUGUAGUAUCUUUAGCCAAGAAGAUAGAUUCCGAUGCAGACGAGAAAGUUUUGACAGAGCUUUCAUAUCAGGCCAUUGGGAAUGUCUCUCCUCUGAUUGCCGUCUUGGGUGGCUUUGUCGCGCAGGAGGUCCUGAAAGCAUGCUCGGCCAAGUUCCAUCCCAUGAUCCAGCACUUGUACUUUGAUUCGCUCGAGUCGCUGCCUUCUAAUAUUCCCACCGAAGAGGACUGCCAGCCUGUUGGUUCUCGAUAUGACGGGCAGAUUGCUGUUUUCGGUAAAGUAUUCCAGGAAACUAUUGCCAACCACAGGCAAUUCCUCGUUGGUGCUGGCGCUAUUGGUUGCGAAAUGUUGAAAAAUUGGAGUAUGAUGGGUCUUGGGUCUGGUUCAAAGGGCGUCAUUCACGUCACUGAUCUGGAUACUAUUGAGAAGAGCAACUUGAACCGUCAGUUCUUGUUCAGAGCAAAGGAUCUCGGCCACUUCAAAUCCGAGGUUGCCGCUGCCGCUGUUUCAGAAAUGAACCCUGAUCUCAAGGGCCACAUUCAAAGCAAGCAGGAACCAGUGGGUGGUGAUACGGAGAAUAUAUACGGGGAAGACUUCUUUGACGGCGUCGACGGUGUGACUAAUGCCUUAGAUAACAUCAAAGCCCGACUGUAUAUGGAUCAACGUUGUGUCUUCUUUGAGAAGCCCCUGCUUGAAUCUGGAACGCUCGGAACAAAAGGAAAUACCCAGGUCAUCAUUCCUCACUUGACGGAGUCUUAUGCAUCUUCGCAAGACCCACCGGAGAAGGAAACACCUUCUUGCACCGUUAAGAAUUUCCCAAACGCCAUUCAGCACACCAUCGAGUGGAGCCGCUCGGAGUUCGAUAACCUGUUUGUGAAACCAGCGCAGGCUGUCAAUUCAUACCUGUCGGAGGCCAAUUUCCUAGAGAGUACCCUGAAAUAUUCUGGCCAGCAGAAGGAGCAAGUCGAGCAGAUCGUUUCCUAUCUUGUUACCAACAAGCCGAUCACUUUUGAGGAAUGCAUAGUGUGGGCUCGGUUGCAAUUCGAAGAGAAAUAUAACAACGCCAUCCGACAGCUGUUGUACAGCUUACCCGCGGAUGCUGUCACGAGCACCGGUCAACCCUUCUGGAGCGGUCCAAAACGCGCUCCCGUACCCUUGACGUUUGAUUCCAGCGAUCCCACUCAUCUUCAGUACAUCAUUGCCGCUGCCAAUCUCCAUGCUUUCAACUAUGGCCUUCGUGGGGAAACUGACGCAACUCUUUUCAAGAAGGUUGCAGAAUCCGUCCUUGUGCCAGAAUUCACUCCAAGGAGUGGUGUCAAGGUACAGAUCACCGAAACUGAUCCCGUAGAAGGCAGUAAUGAUUCUGGUGAUUUCGGCGAGCUUUCGAAACAGCUACCGGCUCCCUCAUCGCUUGCAGGCUAUCGGUUGACGCCUGUCGAAUUCGAAAAGGACGACGAUACUAAUCACCAUAUUGAUUUUAUCACGGCCGCGUCCAACCUCCGAGCCAUGAACUACACCAUCAAUCCCGCUGAUCGUCACACCACAAAGCAAAUUGCAGGCAAAAUCAUUCCGGCGAUCGCCACCACCACAUCCCUCGUCGUAGGAUUGGUGUGUCUCGAGUUGUACAAGAUUAUUGACGGGAAAAGGAAACUCGAGGAUUACAAGAAUGGCUUUGUCAAUCUCGCACUCCCAUUCUUCGGGUUCUCCGAACCGAUUGCGGCAGCGAAGAACAAAUACGGUACCACUGAGUGGACGCUUUGGGAUCGUUUCGAGUUCAAGAACGAUCCCACGCUGAAGGAGAUGGUCGAGUGGUUCCGGACCCAGCACAAGCUGGACAUCAGCAUGGUCAGCCAAGGUGUCAGCAUGCUGUGGAGUUCGUUCAUCGGGAAAAAGAAGAGCGACGAACGCUUGCCGAUGAAGUUCAGUCACCUGGUUGAACACGUUAGUAAGAAGCCCGUCCCUGCACAUGUCAAGAACUUCAUCGUCGAAGUAAUGGUAAUGGAUGAGGAUGGAGAAGACGUUGAGGUUCCUUUCAUUGUUGUUCGCAAGUAAGAUGAAGGCGACAUUUCUGACGUGCGUGUAUGAGAAUAGCAUUUGUAUCUACACAUAAAGUUGUACAAUUUCCUCAAUCCAAAGCCUCGUGCAUUUCUUUCUUUGAUGAAACUC
This is a messenger RNA of Heterobasidion irregulare TC 32-1, 3192 nucleotides long. RefSeq lists its product as uncharacterized. The transcript has 17 exons. NCBI's taxonomy places the organism in Eukaryota, Fungi, Basidiomycota, Agaricomycetes, Russulales, Bondarzewiaceae. Gene Ontology annotation, cellular component: cytoplasm; nucleus. Gene Ontology annotation, molecular function: ubiquitin activating enzyme activity. The coding region runs from base 46 to 3078 and encodes 1010 amino acids. The record is from RefSeq and is a predicted model, not a curated record. Gene Ontology annotation, biological process: protein ubiquitination; DNA damage response; ubiquitin-dependent protein catabolic process.